UCAUUGUUAUUUUUGUGCAAUGGUUUCAGUAAUAUUUGUGCUUCUGUAUUGCUUACAUCCUUAUGAAAACCUUAACUUUCCUGACUUCUGUUGUGCUGCUUGAGACCUCAUUUGCCCCUUCUUGCUUUGUUUCCUCUGUGCUGCCUACAUCCUGGGGCCAAAUUAAGCAGUGUCUGAACAAGAAAGAGAAUCCGUGCAUCAUGAACGCAAUUGACAAAGAUGAUAUGUCUUCCGAUCUGUUAUUAACAACUUUGCCUGGUUUAGCUGUCUUAAUUAGCCUCAAAUUAAAUACGUACUUUGCAGUGUCUAGACUGCGUCUGCCUAUGGAAAUAGCAGGUGGCUGCGUGGUAUCCAGAGUUUCGGUGGAAGUGGCCAAGAGCAAGAGGAUGGCGGAGCAUCGCUGAGGCCCUCCCAAGCAAAGUUACGCUCGGAAGGAGCUGUGCUGAAUGGUGAGCAGGAAGGUGUCUGGGUCCCGGUGGUUCCCUCGCUGGCACGGCUCUGCGGUGCUGCUUCACUCGUAAAAUCAGGUCGACGGGAAAUGUCAACCGUGAAUGAGCCGAACUUUCUGCUCUGCCCUGCGGACCCGGGAUAAGGAGGUGAGCGCGGCGGCGCGAUGCGGACGCCGGCACCUCGGACCGACCCGGGCGGGAGGGAUGGACGAGCUCCGCUUCUUGGAGAGAAACGCUUCCCUGUGCUUGGCGAUGGCUCCCAGACAGCUCCCUUCCUCUGGCCUCUCUCUGCUCCCGAGAGCAACCGGGGCCGAAGCCCCUCCGUCGCCCAGCCGCGGGUGCCGUGGGGCAGUGCUGGGCUCCGCUCCGCGCUGCUCCCCCGCCUUUCCCACCCUCUGCCAGUGAGAACUUUGUUACGCGGAGACGGAGGGUUGUUUGACUUGGAUCCUGACCUGUUGCCCCUUUUCCAGUACAACUGCAAGCAGUUUGCCAGCCCUCAGGAGUGCCUCUCUGCCCCUGAGUUCCUGGAUCACAUCAGGAAGGUGAUGCUGGUGAUUGAUGCUGCUGUGAGCCACCUGGAGAACUUGUCUUGCCUGGAAGAGUAUCUCUGCAACCUUGGCAAGAAGCACCAGGCAGUUGGUGUGAAGACUGAGUCUUUCUCGACUGUUGGUGAGUCCUUGCUGUACAUGCUGGAGAAAUGCCUUGGCACUGCCUUCAGCCCAGAGGUGCAGGAGGCUUGGAGCAAACUCUACAGUGCUGUGGUGAAAGCCAUGCAGCGCGGCUGGGACACCCACCCAGAAGGGGACUAGAUCUUGCCAGCCAUCCCCAUCCCUGACCAUGCAGCAGUCCUGAGCACAGGGAGCACUCACGCCACACUCUCUGCCUCUCCCCACCUGUCUCCCUCUGUGCACCAGCCCAUUGCUGUCUCCACUAGUCACAUGUGCUUUGGGGCUCUCACAGUGAUUCAGCCUUGCUUCAACCCAUCUCUGCCUUUGCUAAGGGCUGGCAGGGUAUGUCCCUGAAGUGAGGCCUGGGUGUGCAGCAGCACAGGUAUGCCACUCUGCCUCAAGUUCCUUUGGGCUAGUUGGAGCACCAACACCCAUGUACCUACUCUGGUUUUUAGCUGGCUCAUCUUCCUUCCUCUGACUACCCACCCUAGUUAGGUGACAGCUUGGGCUUAUUUGCCCGAGGUCCUAUUUGCUCUGCCUGUACUUGCCAGGUCUGGCACUGCUCGCUCCUCCUGCACUGCUGUGUCUGGUACAGCUGUGGCAGUGAUGGAUUUGGCUCCCUCCAGGGGCAGGGACAGAGGUAGCAGAGGUGAGGGCUAGUCACACCAUGAGGCUUUUCCCCCUUUCCCUUUACCAACACAUCACUAACAGACGGUUAAUCCUGGUGCUCUCUUCAGUCUUGCCUCUGCCCUAGAUGGGAUCCAUGGUUUUCCCUGUGUCAGGUUGGCCACAACUCAGUAGGUUUCCUAGGGAUGAUUCAAGCAGUGGUGUCACAUUAGUCUGGGCUGCCAGCUGAAAGGCUUUGUGUUGGUUUGGCCAGUUGGUUUAACCUUAGAGCCACCUGAAAUGCAGCAGCAGUGUCUGUUUACUGCUUUGUGUUGAGGAGAAUAAAAAAAAGGCAAAGAUGUCUUAAAAUAAAAAUGAAGGUUGCAAUCAUGUCAUGGCAACAGCUUCCAGAAAUUCUGGCUCUUGGCCAGAGGAAGCAUAGCUGGAAUCUUUCUGCUGAUGCUGUCAGAACCUGGAGUGCUUCCCAGCUGCACACAGUACCCAUGUGCAGAGUUGCUCACCCUCACAGGAAUGAGAAGAUAGCAUCUGCCAGAAGAAAUCCCAGAAAAUGGCUAAGAAGCAGUACCUGAGGGCUCUGGGGGAAGCUGAGCUUGAGCACUUUAAGAAAGUGUUCAUCUUUAUGUGGAAGUCACUGUGGAACAGGCAGAACCAUGUUUCUAGCCAUCACUAGCCCCAGAGCAAGUACAUGGAGCAAUUUUUCAGUUACAGGGGGGAUGGACAGGAGGAGGCUGGUGUUGAGGGCUGAGAUGGUCCUGUUCUGGACACAAAUUCCUCCAAUACUCAGAUAUCCUCCAGGCUGGGGCAGGAGAAGGCUCCCAAGCCCAUGCCAUGGAGGGAAUGAUGGGUCUCUGAUUUCCUGAUACCAGGCCUGAUGGUAGCCAUGGACUUCAGCAAGCAAAGAGCCUUCCAGCUGUGUUUGGUAGGCAAACUCAGAGGUGUUGUAGAUCAGGCAGUAAACAUCCCCAUGUUCAUUGUUCUCCCCAUGGUACCAUGUUCUGCUUCUGCAGUGCUACACUGUGGUGCUGUGCAUUCUGGCCUCUGGCUCUCUCCAUCUGCUGGAUGAGGAAAAGUCCUCCCCAUUCUUGCACCCAGCAAUGAGGGAUGGAGGACCCAGGCCUGGAGGGAGGCACUAGCUGUGAUGGCAUGAUAUGGGGCAGAAGGGUUUGGGAAUGCGAAUGUCCUCUUUGCAACCCUGUUCUGGGGCAUCAGCCUUCAGCAUCAUGGGAGUGUGACACCUUCUGGCUCUGUGUGACAAGUAGGCAGCUGUGUGAUGGGUGGGGUGUGGGUGUUACUGCCCCAAACCAUUCCUGCUCCCUCUAGCUUUCCCAGCUCCUUGACUUCUCCUUUUCUGUGCCACGUUUUGUGUAACUCCCAAGAGAACUGAACUAGUUUGUGUGCCUCUUAUACCCAGCUGUACUGUUUAAUAAAGAACAAGAGUGAAUCUUA
This is a messenger RNA of Pseudopipra pipra, 3190 nucleotides long. RefSeq names its product neuroglobin (gene NGB). Gene Ontology annotation, molecular function: heme binding; oxygen carrier activity; oxygen binding. Gene Ontology annotation, biological process: response to hypoxia; oxygen transport. The coding region runs from base 614 to 1258 and encodes 214 amino acids. Lineage: Eukaryota; Metazoa; Chordata; Aves; Passeriformes; Pipridae. The record is from RefSeq and is a predicted model, not a curated record. The transcript has 5 exons.